AUGAUGUGGCAUAUUUUCUUUUCUUUCUACAUGGGGAUUAAAUCCUAUUUUCUGAUUGCUCAUUUGCUUUGCUUCUUUCUUCUCUUUUUUUCCCUGACUGUGAUAUUGGUCAAUCCGCCUACUUUUGAACACUUCGCUUCUUUUGAACCGGCCUCCAUUUUGCUUCUCAGAAAUAUCUCGUUCUUCAAACAAUCUUUCUUUCUUUCUUUCUUUCUUUGUUUUUCUACUUUUUCCUUGCAUCUUUCUUUCCCAUCUAUUUCUUUUUAUAACAAUCUGUUUUGUUUUUUUUUAUUCUCUGCUUUCCAUUUUUCUUUUACUCUUCUUCUACGUCUUUUACUGCUCUUUAUAUUCAUAAUCUUCUCUCUUCCGUAUUUUUCCAUUUUCUCUUUUUUAUUUCUACAUUUUAUUCGAGCUUUCAUUAUAUAUUCUUUCUGUCAUAAUCAUUUCUUUUUAACUCUUCUUAUAUUUUUACGCUUUUUCUAUUUCCCUUUUUCUUUUGUACGUUUUCUAUUUCCCUUUCUUUUUUUUAAUCUUUUUCCUUUUUACUCCUUUUCUAUUUCCUUUUCUUUUUUUGUUCUUUUUCUAUUUCCUUUUUUCUGCUUUUCCAGUUGCCUUUCUUUUUUUUUUACUCUUUUUCCCGUUUCUUUUUUCUCUUUUUCUAUUUCACUUUCUUUUUUACUCUUUUUCUAUAUCCCUUUCUUCUAUUUUCUAUUUCCGUUUCUUUUUUUACUAUUUUCCAUUUUCAUUUUUCUUCUUUUCUAUUUUCGUUUCUUUUUUACUCUUUUUCAAUUUCCAUUUUUUCUUCUUUUCUAUUUCCCUUUCUUUUUUAAUCUUUUUCUUUUUCCUUUUUUCUUUUUUUAUUCCAAUUUCUUUUUUACUUUUUUCAAUUUCCUUUUUUCUUUUUUUAUUCCAAUUUCUUUUUUAAUCUUUUUCUAUUUCAUUUUUUCUCCUUUUCUAUGUCCUUUUUUUUACUUUUUUCUAUUUCCUUUAUUUUCUCAUUUUCUUUUUCCCUUUCUUGUUUACUCUUUUUGCAUUUUCUUUUUUCUCCUUUUAUAUUUUCCUUUCUUUUUUACUCUUUUUCUAUUUCUCUUUCUCUUUCGAGCGUUUUCUAUUUUCCUUUCUUUAUUAUCUAUUUCCUUCUCUUUUUUUUACACUUUUUCUAUUCACUUUUUUUACUCUUUUUCUAUUUCCAUUUCUUUUUUCUCUCUUUUUUUUAUUUCCCUCUCUUUUUUACUCAUUUUGUAUUUUUCUUUUUUAAUUAAUUUAAUUUUCUUUUCUAUUUUUAACCUUUCCUCCAUUUUAUUUAUUUUUUCCUAUAUCUUUUCUACUCGUUUUUUAAUCGUUUUCCUUCCUUUUUCACUUUUUUUUUUAAUAUUUAUCUUUCGUUUUUUGUCCUUCCUACUUUCGUUACUUUUCUUUCUCUUUUUUUUUCUUUUCCAUUUUUUUUUUCUUUUUCUACUUUCUUUUUCUACUCUUUUCUUAGGCCCUCUUUCUUUUUCAGUUGUUUUUUGUCUUUCGUUGGUCUUUUUUAAGCUUUUGUUUCCUUUCUCUACUCAAAUAUCUUUUUUCUUCGUCAUUCUUUUUCUUCGAAACUUUUCCAUUACGCCAUUGUUCUUUCUUCCUGCUAAUUUUAUUUCCUUUUUUCUUCUCAUUCAUUUUCUUAACUAA
Molecule: messenger RNA, 1668 nt
Organism: Acanthosepion pharaonis
Lineage: Eukaryota; Metazoa; Mollusca; Cephalopoda; Sepiida; Sepiidae
Source: the annotation of a GenBank genome assembly